UCUUCAAUUGAUUUGACUAUAAUAUUCAUACCAUCUGCAAACAUGAGACUUCACCACUUUCACUUUUCUUAAUUUCCAUCAAACACCAAAAAACCUCUCUUUCCUUUCUUUCACUCUUUUCAUCAAACACCAUGUCUUCAAUCACCACCGCACAAGGCGCCGUCUUCGCCACCGCCAUGGCUGUCUCCGGCACCGUCAUCCUCCUCGCUCUCCGUCUCCAGAAAUCCCUCCCACCAACCCAAUUCUCCGUUCACGAAGUUCCUCCUUCUCGCCCUCCAAUUCUGCGAUCUUGUAUAUCCUCCGGUGGAAAGAAAACGAAAAAGAAGAAAAAAAGAGUUCAUUUUGCGGAGGAUGUUAUGGAUACGUGUAGAGAUGGAGAAGAGUACAGAAAGCAACAUUUGUUGAAGAUGAAUUCAAGAUCGGAGGUUUCGAGGAAUUGUAAUGGCGGAAAUGAUAACAGAGGAAUGCCUGCGAAUAGAGUUGCUUUGUAUAACGGAAUUCUCAGAGAUCGGGUUAAUCAACGAUUGGCUUAUUGUUGAAUUUAGUUUUUUUUUCUCUAUGUGAAUAUUCUGUUAUUAUGCUUUUUUUUUUAUCCUUCAGUUUUUUUAAGUACAGGAAGUAGAAAAUGGUCGCAAUUUUGCGAUUUCGGUCGAUACAGAUAUUCCGACUCUGAUUGCAGUUCUUGCGGUGUGAAUUAAUCACAAUUGUAUCGAAUAUGAUGCUGAUACCGUUUUGUUGCAGACCGAUUUUUAAAAGUAGAAAAUAGAAGUUAAUAUUGGAGGGUCCACAAGAAACAGAAAAGCUGAUAUAGUUGCAGGAUUUGUCAUGUGAAUUGUGAAGAUGAUUUUGUUCAUAUUUUUUUAGAAUAGUUUUUUCUUGUGUUGUUGGUCUCUUCAUAACUCAAAAGGCAAUUAUGUAAUGUAGACCCUUUUUUUUCUUCUUCUAGUUAUGUUAUGAUGGUUGUAAUUUGUGACAUGUAAAUACAAAAAUAAUAUUGUAGAUCUUAACAAGUUGUUGUUUUUUUAUUCUA
Molecule: messenger RNA, 1030 nt
Organism: Vicia villosa (hairy vetch)
Lineage: Eukaryota; Viridiplantae; Streptophyta; Magnoliopsida; Fabales; Fabaceae
Exons: 1
Coding region: 132-539 (135 amino acids)
Source: RefSeq, a predicted model, not a curated record